CUUUCUCUCUCUCUCUCUGAUCGCUCUCUCUCUCUCUCUCUCUCUCUCUCUCUCUCAGAAUCUAGACCUAUGGACCAGUUAGCUCCUUUUAUCCCUGAAAACCCAAAACUUGAGCAAGAAAACCAGAAAACCCAUCUGUCUCUGGCUCUCAUAGAAGCCAAAUGCAUAGCCAACAUAGCUUUUCCAAUGGUUUUAACAGGCCUGUUGCUCUACUCACGCACAAUGAUCUCCAUGCUCUUCCUUGGCCGCCUUGGAGAGCUUGCCUUGGCUGGUGGUUCGCUUGCUAUUGGCUUUGCCAACAUCACAGGGUACUCUGUUCUCUCUGGCCUUGCCAUGGGCAUGGAACCCAUCUGCGGCCAAGCUUAUGGAGCCAAAAGAUUCAAACUUUUAGGCCUCACUCUGCAGAGAACUGUGAUUUUGCUUCUCUUAACUUCAAUACCCAUUGCACUUUUGUGGUUCAACAUGAAGAGAAUUUUGCUUUCUUGUGGCCAGCAAGAUGAUAUUGCUACUCAGGCCCAAUCUUAUAUUUUUUAUUCUCUUCCUGAUCUCAUUGCUCAAAGCCUUUUGCACCCUCUGCGGAUUUAUCUGCGAAGCCAAUCCAUAACUGUGCCUCUCACAUUCUGUGCAACUCUGGCUAUUCUUCUCCACAUUCCCAUCAAUUACCUUCUUGUUUGUGUUCUCAAUCUCGGAAUCAAAGGCGUUGCGCUAAGCGGGGUUUGGACUAAUGUAAAUCUCGUAGGAUCUUUGAUUUUUUACAUUGCAAUCUCAGGUGUAUACAAGAAAACUUGGGGUGGUUUCUCCAAAGAGUGCUUCGAAGGGUGGAAAAGUCUCAUGAAUUUGGCAAUUCCAAGCUGCAUUUCAGUUUGUUUAGAAUGGUGGUGGUAUGAGAUCAUGAUUUUGCUAUGUGGGUUGUUACUUAACCCUCAAGCAACAGUUGCUUCAAUGGGAAUCUUGAUUCAAACCACAGGUUUGAUAUACAUUUUCCCAUCUUCUCUAAGCUUUGGUGUGUCAACAAGGGUGGGAAAUGAACUUGGUGCAAACCGUCCCAAAAGAGCGAAACUUGCAACAAUUGUGGGCCUAUCUUAUAGCUUUAUUCUGGGAUUUUCAGCAUUGCUGUUUGCUGUGACUGUGAGGAACAUUUGGGCAAGCAUGUACACCCAAGACUCAGAAAUUAUUACAUUGACAUCAAUGGUGUUGCCAAUUAUUGGCCUGUGUGAGCUUGGGAACUGUCCACAAACAACAGGUUGUGGUGUUCUGAGGGGAACUGCUAGGCCUAAGCUGGGUGCAAAUAUAAAUUUGGGUUGCUUUUAUCUUGUGGGAAUGCCUGUUGCUGUGUGGUUGGGUUUUUUUGCAGGGUUUGAUUUUAGAGGACUGUGGCUUGGUCUUUUGGCAGCUCAGGGCUCAUGUGUUGUGACCAUGUUGUUUGUUUUGGCUAGAACCAAUUGGGAAAUUCAAGCCCAGAGAGCCAAGGAGCUAACAGGAACUUUCACUAUUGAUGAUCAAGAUGAUCAAGACGCUGCUGAUGAAGCUUAUGAGUCUUUGAGUUCAUUACAAAAGGCCAAAUGUGACAAUUCACUAGUAUGAUUCUGAACAUUGACCUAGUUGGAGUAGGUUUUCUGAUAAGAACUUAGUAAUAUCUGUUAUGGGAAUUUUAUACAAUUUUGUUUCUUUCUUCAAGAGAGAUAGACCAAUUCUGUUGUAAAUGAUAUGUUGAGAAAUUAGGGGGUUGUUGCUAGAAAAGUUAUUUUAAUUCAGUAUGAAGGUAUUAUUAUUUUAUAGAGCCAGUGUUUAUUUCUUUUGACAGACUCUUGUGGAAGUAACAUGUGCCUUUUCAUUUAUAAAUUAUUUUAAUUGAUAUGGUCAAA
This is a messenger RNA of Prunus mume (Japanese apricot), 1865 nucleotides long. RefSeq names its product protein DETOXIFICATION 49-like. The record is from RefSeq and is a predicted model, not a curated record. Gene Ontology annotation, molecular function: antiporter activity; xenobiotic transmembrane transporter activity. Gene Ontology annotation, cellular component: membrane. NCBI's taxonomy places the organism in Eukaryota, Viridiplantae, Streptophyta, Magnoliopsida, Rosales, Rosaceae. Gene Ontology annotation, biological process: xenobiotic detoxification by transmembrane export across the plasma membrane.